AUGACCACACCCGUGUGCGGUCGAUGCCAGUGGAUGCAAAAUAAUCCCAAUUCAGGACAAUGUGAAACACCCCAGUGCACCAGUUGUGGGAAGUGCUAUCGCUAUCUUCAAGGCUCUGAAUGUCCAUCAUGCAAGAAGAGCAGCGGUCUCUCAGCACUCGCACCACCUCCCAAUCCAACCUCUUCUGCAUUGACACCUCAAGCUUUGGCUCCAAACAUCGGAAUACCUUCAAUCGCGUCAAGUCUUCCAGCGGAGCUGUUUCAGGGUGUUUUGAGUCAACCAACCUCAAUUGACCCAUCGACUUCUUCUAGUUCUAACAAUUACUCUCGACUCAAUGUUCCUUACGGCUCUCAAGUUUUAAAGUCACAACUACAAGGAUCCAUUCGGGCAUCUCCGUCUGGGAGACGGACUGUUGGAAAGCUAAAGGGCAGGAAAAAGAAACAUGUAGAGCGAGAUGUCGAGGAAGAUAGUCCAGAAAUUAAGAUUCCAAUGACUUUUCCUUACCUGAGUGGAAUUGGCAAGUCGACUGUUGUACAUCCACUCACACCCCGAAAAUUCAAAAUCAACUUGAACAACUCGGACUGGUUCUGGACUCUUGGAUGGGAUGUCUACGCCUACUAUUUGCAAGAGGCAGUCGACUCGGCGUGGCCAUCUAAGCAGCUUCAGAAAGAUAAGAAGAUUCAUCCUCUCCCCCCCAACUUUUCACCUACAUACUGUAUCAUUGCUGACAAUGGGAUCUUGGUUUCAAAAGAGUCAAUGGAAUCAACAAUUCAAAAGAGCAAGAAGCUUGAUAGUAAGAAGUUUGGUUUAAUCUUCAACAUGCAGAAAUACCUAGCCACUCUUCCGAAGGAACCUUUUCCCAAGCCUGAGAACUUGAAGCCUACGUCUCAAAAACGCAAGCAAAAUUUUGAAAUCACUGACAAUGAAGAUGAUCCAACAGACAACUCUGAAUUAGAAUCUUCCUCUCGUACUCACAAGCGCAAGCGGAUGUACGACUCAUCAUCUGAGGAAGAUGACAAAAUUGAUUCCAACUUCAACAAUUCCCUCCAUCAACCCAUCUGCUCCAAAAAUUCCAAAGGCACCCAACCAAAGUCAUGUGAUUGUCUAGCCAAAAAUUCAGAUCAAUUGGAAGAAAGUUUACACGGUGAUUCAACCAGCAUGGUACCAUUUCCAUCUAAUGAACCUCAAACUCCACUUAGUCCUGGACAGGAUCAAAAGGCUGAUGAUGACAAUCACCAAGAUAAUUAUGCCCCCAAAGCCACUGUCUCGGUAUCCGUACAAACUAAUCAGACUCUCACAGUUCAUGAUAUCUUGAUAGGGCGGUUGGACAAUGAUGAAUCUAUGUCCCUCAAAGCCUUUGGUAACACACACGAACUAGCUCCCUCUGCAAAGGUAAUCCUUCCAUACCCUGCUUGUUCGAUCUUGAACUGGAACGAAGGCUGGCUUCUUUCGAUGAUCACCAAGAAUGGCAAAGCAGCGUUCAAACCGGUCGCAAUCUCCUUCCGUGUCAAUUGA
This is a messenger RNA of Melampsora larici-populina 98AG31, 1515 nucleotides long. RefSeq lists its product as uncharacterized. Lineage: Eukaryota; Fungi; Basidiomycota; Pucciniomycetes; Pucciniales; Melampsoraceae. The transcript is spliced from 3 exons. The record is from RefSeq and is a predicted model, not a curated record. Bases 1 to 1515 code for a protein of 504 amino acids.